CACGCAGGGCUCCACAGAGCUUCCGUGGACAAGACUCGACUUCUGGCACCUACGUGAGACCCUGGCAGAUCCCAGGCCAUGUGGCUGUACCUGGGGGCCCUGGUGGCUCUGUACCACCUUGUGCGCUGGUACCGGGAGAGGCAGGUGGUGAGCCAGCUGCGGGACAAGUACGUCUUCAUCACGGGCUGUGACUCGGGCUUCGGCAACCUGCUGGCCAGGCAGCUGGACCUGCUGGGCUUGAGGGUGCUGGCUGCGUGUCUGACCGAGACGGGGGCCGAGUCUCUGAAGGCCAAGACUUCCGACAGGCUGGAGACGGUGAUCCUGGAUGUCACCAAGUCAGAGAGCAUCGCUGCGGCCACCCAGUGGGUGAAGGAGCACACGGGAGACACAGGUCUCUGGGGUUUGGUGAACAACGCGGGCAUCACAGUGCCCUCAGCUCCCAAUGAGUGGCUGACCAAACAGGACUUCAUGAAGAUACUGGACGUGAACCUGCUGGGGGUGAUCGAGGUUACCCUGAGCCUGCUGCCCCUGCUUAGGAAGGCCAGGGGCCGCGUGGUCAAUGUCUCCAGUGUCGGGGGGCGUCUGUCCCUUUUCGGCGGUGGCUACUGCAUCUCCAAGUAUGGCAUUGAGGCCUUCUCGGAUUCCCUCAGGAGAGAAGUCUCAUUCUUUGGGAUGAAAGUGGCUGUCAUUGAGCCUGGUUCCUUCAAAACUGAUGCAUCCAAACCUGAGGUCUUUACUAAGUCUCACCAGAAUGCAUGGGAUCAAUGCAGUCCAGAGGUCAAGGACAUUUAUGGGGACAAAUACCUGGCAUCCAAGUAUGAGCUUUUUCAGAAGACACUGCCGCAGUUGUGUGAGGAUCUGACAUUGGUGACAGACUGCAUAGAGCAUGCCCUGAUCUCCUGUCACCCUCGCACACGAUACUCAGCUGGCUGGGAUGCCAAAUUCAUCUUCAUCCCCCUGAGUUACAUGCCCACCUUUCUGGCGGAUGCCUUCUUCGAAUGGAAAGCCACAAGACCGGCCAAGGCCCUGUGAAGCCUACGUAAGGGAGUGAACAACUGAUGGGGCUCAGCCCUAGCUGCUCUGCAUCACCUGUCUCCUGUGCCUCACCCAGGGAAAGCCUAGAGAUGGACGUAUGAUGGAUGAGAAGAGUAUCCGUCUGCAACGGAGAUGCCCACUGGCAGCGUGCAGGUGUGGAGGCUUCCCAUCUCGACCCCUCAGCCUCAGGUGCCUAACUUUGGGUGCCUGUCACCCAGACGUCUCUGGAUUCCUGGCCCUGCACAUUGGCUACAGGAAUCAAAGGACACAGCAAGGAAACA
Molecule: messenger RNA, 1316 nt
Organism: Sorex araneus (European shrew)
Lineage: Eukaryota; Metazoa; Chordata; Mammalia; Eulipotyphla; Soricidae
Product: retinol dehydrogenase 16-like
Exons: 6
Coding region: 79-1032 (317 amino acids)
Molecular function (GO): oxidoreductase activity
Source: RefSeq, a predicted model, not a curated record